AUGCUAGGAGGCUUUGUGAUCCUAAGAAAGUUGAUUGGAUCCGAAAAUUGUUAUCAGAUAACAAAAUCUCUUUUUUAUGUAUGCAGGAAACUCAUCAUAGUAAUACAUACUCUAACUUAUCUUUGGAACAAUAAUCCCUUUAAUGUUUCGGGGGUUGAGGCGCAAGGCAGAUCAGGAGGUAUCAUUAGCAUUUGGGACCUUUCCAUAUUUAAAGUGUCAAACACUUUGAAGUUACAAAAUGCAGUGGUUUUGUCCGGGUACAUAACGGGUGACACUACAAUUAUCAACAUUGCAAAUGUCUAUGCCCCGCAAGGAAUAAACGAGAAAAAGGAUCUCUGGGAUCAGUUGGGCCACAUCAAAGAAUCAAAACCUGGCCUAUGGAUCAUGCUAGGAGAUUUCAAUGAAGUCAGAAUACCUUCUGACAAGAAAAAUUCAAUCUUUAAUAGGUAUGGUGCGACGGAAUUUAUAUCUUUCAUUGACGAUGCCAAUAUGUUAGAAUACAACAUGGGUGGAUACAAGUACACUUUCUCAUUAGAAAAUGGUGCUAAAAUGAACCUUGAUGGUGUGGUGUUGGAAGCUUAUUCUAAGCCGGUUAAACAUGGAAGGCCUGACUACAUGUUACACUCCAAAUUGAAAAACAUUAAGUUUGUGAUUAAAGAAUGGAUGGGAAAAGAAAAAGAAAUGGAAGGUAGUCGAAUGGUGGAGCUGGAAAAAUGUUUAGAUGAGCUUGAAUUAGUGGAGGAGUCUAGAGAUCUAACUUAUAUUGAGAUUGAGAAAAAGAUAAAGGAAAAAAAAUAUAUGAUGGAACUAGAAAAUGCCAAAAGACUCGACAUCAAACAGAAAGCAAGGAUAAAAUGGGCCAUUGAUGGGGAAGAAAACACCUCUUUCUUCCACGGGUGCAUAAAUGCCAGGAUUAUGAACAACAAAGUUCAUGGCAUUUGGCUAAAUAAUUCGUGGAUAGAUGAUCCGCAGGAGAUCAAGAAAGAAGCAGCCGCCUACUUUUCAAAGAAGUUUAGAGAACCAUUGGUGAAGAGGCCAAAACUUGUAUGUGGGGACAUAAAAAAGCUGUCAAAUCAGGAAGCUAGAGAUCUGAUCGCUCCUUUCAAAAUGGAAGAAAUCAAAAGAGCAGUUUGGGAUUGCGGGAGUAACAAAGCUCUAGGACCAGACGGGUUCUACUUCGCCUUUAUAAAAAGGUACUGGGACAUUUUUUAG
Erigeron canadensis is the source of this 1212-nucleotide messenger RNA. RefSeq lists its product as uncharacterized. The record is from RefSeq and is a predicted model, not a curated record. The transcript has 2 exons. NCBI's taxonomy places the organism in Eukaryota, Viridiplantae, Streptophyta, Magnoliopsida, Asterales, Asteraceae. The coding region runs from base 1 to 1212 and encodes 403 amino acids.